Messenger RNA from Acanthochromis polyacanthus (spiny chromis), 7134 nucleotides. RefSeq names its product cilia and flagella associated protein 65 (gene cfap65). The record is from RefSeq and is a predicted model, not a curated record. Lineage: Eukaryota; Metazoa; Chordata; Actinopteri; Pomacentridae. The transcript is spliced from 35 exons. Bases 117 to 5432 code for a protein of 1771 amino acids.
GUUGCUAUAGAGACGCCGUAGCCGACAAACUUUAGCAUGUUCUUGGCGGCGCUUUCUUCUCUCCAGUGGAAUAAAAAGCACUCGUUUGUCACUGUGUGCCGCUUGUCGUCGAAGCCAUGUUAGCAGAGGCUCGGGGUCCUGACCCUCUGAUGUCAGUAGAUCCAUGGAAGACCCCCACCCAUGGAAAGGAUAUCAAAGAUCCAGGAAUUCACCACAGGCAACGUGGUGGGAAGCACCAACGGCAGGCAUCUAGCCAAAGAAGCUGCUUCAUGGGUUUGGAAACUAGGCCAGAGCUGGUCUGGGAGGACUGGAACCUGGGAGGAGAGUUCACCAAGACUUUGGUGUUGAAGAACAUUCAUAAAAAGCUGCAAAAGCUACACAUAAGACCUCCAGCAUCCAAGUUUUUUUCUGCCUCGAUAACUGAGAUAGUUGUUCUCAGUCCAGGGACUUCUUUCUCAAUACCAGUCACUUUUAAACCGCACCAAAGGGGUGAGUAUGAGGACAGCAUUGAGUUUCUAGGUAAAGAGGGCAGCUUUCAGAUAUGCCUCCGUGCCAUCAUUCCUUGUCAUGUCCUGGAGGUGCCUGACUCUGUGAUGCUCCCACUCUGUGCAGUCCAACACUCGUCACGUACUAAUUUCCUGUUGAAAAAUGCCAGUAAACUCCAGACAAGCUUCCAAUUUGAGUGUAGUGCGCCAUUCCAGUUGAACCCAAAGCAAGGCCUGUUGAAACCCGGCCAGGAGUGUCACAUCACAGUGAUCUUCCAGCCACAAGAGGCGCUGGUGUACCAGCAGCAUGCUUACUGCUGGUUUGGAGAAGGGGACAAGGCUGAAAACUGCUGCACUGUGCUUCUGCAGGCACUAGCCAAAUACCCAUGUCUUCAGUUGAAAAAUCCCAGUAGCCAGGAGGAAGAAAAACGUGGUGAUCCGGUGCUGCAGUUUGGUUCUGUGGUAAUUGGCCAAUGUUUGCGGAAACACUUUGACAUCUUUAACCCCUCCCCGGUAACUGCGUCUUUCUCUCUGUCACCACUGUCAGGCGGCAUACCUUUGUUUGGAUCAGCAUUCAGCUGUGAUAUCACCAAGGGUAAUGUGGCACCUGGUGGAUCUCUACGAGCUACAGUGACUUAUUCUCCUGCUACAGUGAAUACUGUCUCUGUUGAGUAUUUGACUCUAAAAUGUAGGGGGGCACUCAAUGAACCUCUGCUCAAACUCACUGGAAAUUGCAUUGGUCCCAAAGUUUCCUUGUCCUCCUCUGUGGUGAACUUUGGAUGUGUUGAGGAAGGAGGAUCAGUUGUACAGACAGUCAAGCUGGUUAAUUCUUCCCCUGUUGAGGCUAUCUACAAAUGGGAUAUUGACUGUAAUGGAAACAGUGUGUUUAGUAUCCUACCAGCAAGUGGCACUUUGCUUCCACAGAGCUACACCACACUAAAGGCAGUCUACAGUCCGACAUAUCCUAUCACACAUCACAGGAGAGUGGCAUGUGUCAUACUGCAUAGGGACCCGGUGUUUCUAGACCUGACUGGAACCUGUCACUCAAAGCUCCAGAAACCAGUCAUACUCACACCUGAACACUUGGUUGACUCGGCCCGCAGACAGCUCUCACCAGACACUCUCAAUGCUGUGCAGCAAGAUCAUAACGCACAGUUGGACCAGCAGGGAGUGCACUCCUCCAUGGAGGAGGUAAAUCAAAGACUGGGCAGUGCUGCUGUCAUGCCGACCCCGGAUCCUGUCUGUUCAAGUUCUUCCAUAUCAUCCCUACAUGUAUCUGUGGUGCCAAAUGAACUGGUAUUUAAUCACAAAAUGUCAUCCUCUGUGUUGACUUCAUGUGCUUCCUCUCAGUCUGUCUCCAUCACGAACCACACCAGAGGAAAAGUCAGCCUCGUGUGGACUGUUGCCCAGGAUUCUCCAUUCUCCAUCUCUCCCUCAUUGUGUGAUCUGGCUCCACUGAAGUCCACGUCAUUUAGAGUGACGUAUGACCCAAAGCAGCUCAAUACCUUGCAUGGAGCAGAGCUUGAGUGCUUUGCAGACUAUAAGGACAGUCAUGAUGUAGGGGAGCAACUGGUGUGUCCACCCUGGUGUGUGACUGUCAGAGUCAUUGGCCACUCCUUUCAGCCAGGCAAAGGUCACUACAUCCCAUGCUGCUCGCUGAAGCCCCCUCAAGUGGUUUUUCCAGCCCUGAGUGUUAUUUCCAAUCGGACAGUGCUUUUUCAGAAUGAUGGAGACUUGCCCUUCACUUUUUGUCUGGACCACAGCUCAAUCCCUGCUGGGACAGAAUCCUUGUUUGUAGAGCCCAGUUGUGGUUUGAUCCAGCCGAGGGAUUACCAAAUCCUCACCCUCAGAACAACUCCGACAGAAGACAGUCCCAAACAGGGGUUUAACUUGCGCCUGCAGCUCAAUGCAGCUAAGCUCACAAGGGAAAUUACUGUCGUGAGUGUGGUGGAAAAGCCAUGUAUGUCUCUGGAAGGAGGCAACAGUUUAUAUUUCCAGCCAACAGCUGUGGGCUCACAAACCCGGCGCACUCAUCACAUCAGGAACCUCAGCCGCGUACCUAUACGGUUCCAGUGGAGCAUUCCAGAGCCAGACCAGGAGCUUAUCUUUGUUGAACCAGAUGGUGGCGAACUGCAUCCCAAUGAGAGCUCAAUCCAGACAUGGUCCUUCAGUCCACUAUCAGAGAAAACAUACACCCUCAACCUUACUCUCAUCUUCUGGCCAGUGCAGACUGAUAGAUCUAACAAGUCACACCUUACCCUUAAAGUUGUGGGAGUGGGUUCCAAGGGUUCCAUAGAGGCAGAGAAAGCAGUCCUGGAUAUUGGGGAGAUUCUGGUUGGCAGCUGCCGCUCAUUUGAGAUUCCUCUAGUGAACAACAGCCUAUGCCCUGUCACAUUUUGUCUCACUGUACAGCAGAUACUUCUGGAUGAUGGACUUGCAUAUGACCCUGAAACUGAGCAAAGUGCCCUACAGCUGGACUAUAAGGAGGGAACCAUCUCUUCGCACUCCACAGUUCAGCUCCAAUCCAUCGUCAGACCCCACAGACGAGCCCAGUACCUCUGGAACAUCAGCUACCACACAAUAAAUGCCAGUGGUUUUGUGUCGUCCCCUCCCCAGACACUGUGCGAAGUGCGAGCUAAAGGUGUGUUUCCUACCCUGCAGGUGAUUGAUGCCUGUAGUGGUGGCAGUGUGGGAACCCUCAGCAAGAUGCAUCUGUGGAAAUUCUUCUCAUUGGACAGCCUCAAUGAGCAUUUGCUCUCUAACCCGUCUCCUGCAGAACUCACAUUUAGAACCCCCGCCAGGCACAGUUUCCACAGUACUCCUUCCAUCUUCACUAAAGCUAUCCUGGAUUUCAACUUUAGCUCUGCUCCCAUAAAUUCAGACGCCUCAAAUUUUGUCCUGAUGUUUUACAACCCUGGUUCCAUCCCUGUGGACUGGGCAUUCUUGUUUCCAGAGGACCAACAGGUAGAGUUGGCGUACUGGGCAGUGACAGGGGAGUUCAGCAGCACAGAGCUGCACCAAAUGAAGGUGCAGGACAACCAACUGUUCAACAUUUCCCCUCGUUCUGGAAAUUUGCUCCCUGGCCAGAAGAGGGCAGUACACUUCAGCUACAGUCAUGACAUUGUUGGGACUCAUCAGUUACCUGUCGUGCUCAAACUCUCUUAUGGCAGAGAGAUCUUGCUGAACCUCCAAGGGGUGACGGUGGAGAGAGAUACACCAUAUCUCCACUUUGCCUCCAAUCAGUAUAAAUUCACUUCUGUCAAUAUCGGUUACAACAGUCCUCCCAGGCAGGUGUAUGAGUUACGUAAUGGCGGUGCAGUCCCAGUCCGUUAUCAAGUGGACAUGGCUGCAUUGUCACAGCUUCAGGCAGACAACUUUAACCAUCCAGUGCUCUGCUGCUUCAAUCCAGAGGGAGAAGUCCUUCCUGGGAAGACAACCAAGCUGGAAUGGAUCUUCUCACCACUUGAGGCUAAGACUUACCAUAUGGAUGUUCCAAUCCGCAUCCAGGAAAGGGACUUGACACUGGUGAGAUUUGAGGGAUGCGGCCGUGAUAUUCUGACAUCGGGUUCUUCAAACCCAUUGGCAAGCAGUGAUCAUAAGCUUUCUGUACCAUGCGUCCAGAGGGUGCCCUUCCCAGGACAGGUAUUAUUCCUGUCUGAAGACAGUGUCUUUCUUGGUGACAUCCCUGUGUGCUCACAAUCUUCAAGAAUCCUAUUCCUCACCAAUGUGUCCCACACAGACAUUGCCCACUAUACAUGGGAGCUGCCCCAGCAGAGCACCCAACAGGUGGUGCAGAUCCAUCCAGAGCGAGGCUGUCUUUGUCCAGGGGAGUGUGUCCUUUGCGUCCUUACCUUCACUGCUACGGACUACCCCACCGUUUAUAAGCUCGAUCUCGUCUGCCAGGUUACUCAGGAAGCUGCACUCAUUCGGUAUCACGAUGCUUUGCAGUGCUGGGAAGAAGAGAAAGAGAGGCAGCGAGAUGAAUUCACAAUCACAGACAAAAAUGUUCCAGAAAGCCAAAGAAUUUUAAUAGACCAGGAACCUCUUGCAGCUCCUGCAAGGAAAGGGCCACCACUGAGGAAAUACAAGACUCUUCCUCCUAUCUGUGCCAGUGGUGGCUUUGAAACAAUGAGCAGUAUCUGUACCAAACUAACAAAAGCUGAGCGGCGGAUGCAGCGAGAAACAUCGAAAGUGUGGAGGCGCCCUCGACCACCCCAACCUGCUCUGCUGCAUCUGGAGGUUACAGCUCACUCCCAUGGGCUUCUGGAGUACUCCACACACUUUCCUGACCAGUUCAAUAAGCGUUCUAGAUACCUUCAGUCAGUUAAGAAGCAGCUACCUGAAAACAUCUCUUUAAGCACAUCUCUCCCUGCUGGACCGUCCACACAAACACAUUGCCCUGAGAAAGACAUCCUUGUGCACAUACUAACCUCUUUGCUAAGGAACAUACUUGAUGAGUCAACCUUUGUUCAGUCUCUGAUUCCUUUGGCCUCUAAGCUCAACACCCACCAGCACACACAAACCUUUUCCUCUCAUUGCCCAUCAAUUCCACCUUCACCCUGCCCCCCUAUGUGUUCUACUGCUUCUUCUUCUCCUCCUGCCACACCCCAACCUCAAGUUCUGUUGAGUGAAGCAGCUGACAUGCAGGGGACUGCAGGAGGUUCGGGAAACAGGCCUGAAAAACAGCAGACACUACAGGCUGAACACGUACCUGCCGACAUGGUCGAAGAUGUUUUAUUGAACACCCUCCAGAACCUGAUGAUGGAAGCUGUCAGAGGAGAGCUUGUCCUUACAGCACCCUCCUGCACCAUUAUCUCUCCACUUGCAUCUACCAGUUGUUUUUCAGGACGACCAGAGGAAGCACCAACUGAGGAGUUGAUGUCUCUAUCUCCAUCAGAAGGCCAGAAAACUACAUCUUCAUCAAUAGAACUCAGAUCUCCUUCAUAAACAGCUGGGUUUUCACGGCUGGAGCUGUCUCCUUUUGGAUGCAUCUGGAUUUGGAAACAGAGUAAGACCAAGUGAUCAGCUCUCACCUCUCAGUGACUGAGUAAUACCUGCUACUGAUUCACUUCAUCCUCAAACAACACAGCAGAAAAUACUUACAUUGGCCAGGUCUUCCAGAGAGCUGGACAGCUCACUGGAACUAUGAUCUAGUUGAUCAAAAUAGGGGGAAACUGAAUCUCUGUCACUGGAACAUGGAUCUUCUCCAUCAGAAGACCAAACAGAUGUAUUAUAUUGACUGGAACAGAGAUCUUGUCCGUCAGAAGUUCUGGAUACCGAGUCUUCCUCCCUGGAGCUGAAAAUGGACAUCAAAGAGACAGAGGUCUAUGAGCCCCAGGAAAUUCUGUCAGACUCGUUUGAGGAACAGUGUUCAUAGAAGUCAAAUGGCUUGACUACUAGGACGACUGCUCUGUCAGACUCCUCUGUAGAACAAUCUUCACCGUAGUCAGAUAGUUUGACUGCUAUGACCAGCUGAUCAGAUUACCUGGUGGCUGUAGUGGUGUUAUAAACCCCAAAGUCUAGUUCCCAGUCAGGCUCCUCCACUGGACACAGACCCCUGUUAGACUGGGAGGGGGUCAGGCUGGAUGAAGGGUGAAAAACAAAUACAUGAACCAGUCAGUCAGCUAUUAAAGACAUCAGUUUAUCAUUUGUUCUGUACUAGUGCCAACAUCACAGUCACUUACUAGUUUACUCUGCUGUGAGAGAGCUUGGUCAGGGGGCUCAUGGUGGUGAGUGGCUGCUGCACAGCUUCACAAGGGGAUAGUUUGGGAUCCCCAUCAGGACGCAGCAUCUUUUUAAAAAGAUUCUCAACGGCCACUCUGACCUCCCUUUCAACACUGCCUCCUUUUGGAUACAUCUGGAUUUGGAAACAGAGUAAGACCAAGUGAUCAGCUCUCACCUCUCAGUGACUGAGUAAUACCUGCUACUGAUUCACUUCAUCCUCAAACAACACAGCAGGAAAUACUUACAUUGUCCAGGUCUUCCAGAGAGCUGGACAGCUCCGUCACGCUGUUACGUUUCUCUGCUCUCAUGUUUUUUGCUGCUGUGUUUUCUUCGAAUGUCUGAAGGACCAAAACAUACAUGACAACUGUUUUAGAAGAGUUCUGAUGACAUAUUGUGAUGGAGCAGUCAAAACCCUGAGCAGGGAAAUAUGAUGAAAAGGAGUCCAAAGACCUACCUCUUGCUCAGCGUGGACAAUAAAGUCGAUGCCUUUUCUGAGGACGAUCACAGCUCCUGUCCCUGUGUUUAGUAAAACAGCAGAAAUUAAAAAGAUAUCUCUGAUCAAAUAAGUGUGAAAAUCAACACUGGCCUCAAGUAAGGUUUAUAGCAGGAUUAUAGCAGGAUUUUCAAAAAAAAAAGAUCUUUUACUGUUCUCAAAGCCUGGACAGAACGUGACACAGAGCUGAUCUGUCCAGUGUUACAUUUAAGGAACAGUUUAACAGUUAGAUUUUCAGUUUUAUACAUUUUGCUGACAGAGCAGAUACACUGACUUUGUCUGUGUUGAGUCGGUCUUACCUGAUGCCAUGUUGGUCGAAGUUCUCCGUUUGCUUCUGUGCUAUUUGAAAGUGAACCGUCAAAGUUGUGCUGUCAAGUGAAAUUAAAUGUUGCUCCUUCAGUCUUUGAGUGCUGAUGGUGGAAUGAUCCCUGA